This is a messenger RNA of Aspergillus mulundensis, 1785 nucleotides long. Its product is annotated as putative tubulin-specific chaperone. The coding region runs from base 1 to 1785 and encodes 594 amino acids. Gene Ontology annotation, molecular function: protein binding. The record is from RefSeq and is a predicted model, not a curated record. NCBI's taxonomy places the organism in Eukaryota, Fungi, Ascomycota, Eurotiomycetes, Eurotiales, Aspergillaceae. The transcript is spliced from 4 exons.
AUGACGAGUGGCCGAAAUACAGCUGGUUCCCAUCCCUGGGUGAAUCAACGGCGAUCGUACGAUGGCAAUCUAUGCACCAUCCGCUAUGUGGGCAAGGUCGAGGGAACCUCUGGGGAAUGGCUCGGGGUCGAAUGGGACGAUCCGUCGCGGGGAAAGCAUUCAGGCUCAAGAAACCACCCCACGGCAGGGUCAUUCGUGCGGCCUUCGCGUCCAGCAGACAGCCCGCGCAGCUUCUUAGAAGCACUACGGGAGAAGUACGCAUCUGACUAUGAGCAGACUCGUGCGAGGCAAGCCCGUGCGGACGCGGAGCCCGAGAAGCCCAUCAAAUUCAACAGCAAAAUUGCCGAGGAAGUCGGCUUUGACAAGAUCCGGAAGCAGCUUGCGGAGCUUGAAGAGCUGAAGAUCGUGCUUCUUGAUGGACUGCGUGUUGCCGGUGUGCUUGCUCAGGAGGCUAGUCGUGAGCAGAUCGAGGAAGCACGGCGCGAGAUCGAGAGGACAUGUCCUAAGAUAGUGGAGCUUGACCUGAGCGUGAAUAUGUUGACGACUUGGAGGGAUGUUGCUGAUAUAUGUGAGCCGCUUAAGCGAUUGAAGCUUUUGAGGUUGAGUGGGAAUCGGCUGGGGUCUGUUGAGGAGGGGUUGAGGUUUGAUAGAGUUGAGGAGCUUCAUCUGGAUGAUACUUUGCUUCCUUGGGAGCAGGUAUCGAUGGUGGCUGCUCAGUUUCCAUCACUCACCUGGCUCUCAGCUUCAGGAAACCAGAUCUCUGUGGCUCUCACGCCAGUAUCCAAUACGUUAACUACUUUGGUUCUCGAGAACAACGAUAUUGGUUCACUAUCCUCGAUUAGGGCACUAUCAUCUCUCCAGAACCUCAAGCAUUUGUCACUGCGCGGGAACUUCAUUGACGCCAUAUCAGCAGCUGACGCCGAGGGCAGUUCGUUUCAGUUCUCCAAAAGUCUUCGAUCAGUGGAUCUAUCCCGAAAUAAGAUCAAUUCGUGGUCGUUUAUCAACAGGCUUCCCGAAGUCUUCCCAGGACUACAGAAUCUCCGAGUGUCGGGGAACCCCCUUUACAACCAAGCCGUCGCACCGUCAUCUAUCACCGGCAUCACCGAAAAGCCAAUGACAGUAGACGAGGCGUACAUGCUAACACUAGCUCGUGUCGCAACUCUGCAGGUACUCAACUACAGUACGAUAUCUGAAAAGGACCGCAGCAACGCCGAGCUCUAUUACUUAUCUCUAAUUGGCAAGGAGCUGUCAGUAUCUCCAGAGACGGCAGAACCAGAUAUACUCAAACCGCAUCCUCGAUAUGGCGAACUAUGCAAGAUCUACGGCGAGCCGCUCAUCCAACGAGUCUCGAAAGCAACCGGGUCAGACGCUGCAGUCAACCCGCGCUCUGUUGCGGCGCGAUUAGUGCGGGUGCUAUUUCGUCUGAACCAAGACAAUGCUCAAACGGUCAAGGUCAAGGAUAUUCCUCGGUCGUAUGACACGUACCAGGUCAAAUCUAUCGUCUCUCGACUAUUCGGCAUCACACCAUUUGAGUUCCGCCUGAUUUGGGAAACGGACGAACUAGACCCGGUCAGUAAGGAGAACAUGGAUAUUGAAGAUGAAUGGGAUAGUGAAGUCGAAGAAGAAGACGCCUCGGGCGAGCAGCUGAAUUCUGGGGACGAAGCGAAGUUCGUCAAACGAGAAGUCGAGCUUGUUGAUACGACCAAGGAUAUUGGUUUCUGGUUUCAGCCAGACCUUAUAGAGGCUAGAGUUCGGAUUGAGAUUCAAUCUCUUCCAUCUGCAUAG